This is a messenger RNA of Spizellomyces punctatus DAOM BR117, 1076 nucleotides long. RefSeq lists its product as uncharacterized. NCBI's taxonomy places the organism in Eukaryota, Fungi, Chytridiomycota, Chytridiomycetes, Spizellomycetales, Spizellomycetaceae. Gene Ontology annotation, cellular component: COPII-coated ER to Golgi transport vesicle; endoplasmic reticulum-Golgi intermediate compartment; endoplasmic reticulum. The transcript has 8 exons. The record is from RefSeq and is a predicted model, not a curated record. The coding region runs from base 170 to 823 and encodes 217 amino acids. Gene Ontology annotation, biological process: endoplasmic reticulum to Golgi vesicle-mediated transport; intracellular protein transport; Golgi organization.
AGCACCCUUCAUGGCGAGUGCGAACGUCCUGCGAUCUGUGGAAGGCAGUCUGAUCAGAGUCCAACCGGUUUCAUUCAUGGUUGGGCAUUCCAAACACGGGCAACGUAUCACAAUGGCAUUUGGCCUCGCGAACGGAAAUCUGUCGUAGAUAGAUCCUCAUUUAUUCACGAUGCGACCUCUAAUAGCCGUCCUUCUCGUCAUCGGGUUCACCUUGUCCAAUGUGAACGCGCUGUAUUUCUACCUAGAAGGGUCGGCUAAGAAAUGUUUUAUUGAGGAGCUACCUGCCGACACGACUGUAGUUGGCAACUACAAAUCUGAGUUGUUCUCAGAAUCCUCAAACAGCUACUCUGCUGACCACGAGAAUAAAAUCCAGAUAUCGGUCGAGCACCUCGAAAGCCGUCACGUUAUUGUGAACCAAAAGGGAGAUCCCAAAGGACGUUUCACCUUCUCUACAGCCGAUGCUGGGGAAUAUGCCAUUUGCUUUUCGACUACCAGUAAUGGAUGGUUCUCGGAUUCAAGCAAGACUAAAUUGCAUCUUGAUUUGCUCUUUGGAGACGCAACACACGAUAACUUACCUGACGCGAAGAAGGAGGCAUUGAGCGACUUGGCACUGCGUGUACGUGAGCUGAACGUUAAGGUCGCAAGUAUUCGUCGGGAGCAGCAAUACCAGAAGGAACGCGAAGUCGAGUUCCGAAACACCAGUGAAAGAGCCAACUCACACGUUCGCAACUGGACUCUUGCUCAGCUCCUAGUUUUGGGAGUCACCUGUCUAUGGCAAAUUCGGCAUCUCAAGAACUUUUUUGUUGCAAAGAAACUUGUGUAAAACUGCCGUCCAAAGACGAUAUGUUUCUAUCACUAAUAUAUACAACUCAAUUGCAUCCGAUGGCCAAGUCCACUCAAUUCAAGUAACAAGAGGAGAUUGAAAUCUCAACAUCUUGUCUGUUGUCUAGCACCAGAUUGGUGGUCAAUGGUUGAUUGUACUACUGAGGCGUGGCUUGAGUUGUUGAGUGAAAAUCUAGUACCUCCUGUACCAAAUGUGGUGUUAACAGAAUAAAUUUCCCUUGCUGGCCUGAUGA